Hyphopichia burtonii NRRL Y-1933 is the source of this 858-nucleotide messenger RNA. RefSeq lists its product as uncharacterized. The transcript is spliced from 2 exons. The record is from RefSeq and is a predicted model, not a curated record. The coding region runs from base 1 to 858 and encodes 285 amino acids. Lineage: Eukaryota; Fungi; Ascomycota; Pichiomycetes; Serinales; Debaryomycetaceae.
AUGUCAAGAGCAGUCAAGGCUGGCCAGAACAUGCUCCAGGCUGGAACGGGCGCUUCCGUGAGUGACAUGGCUGCUACGCAGACCGUGAACCCAGCACUCCCACGGAGUAUUCCCGGUACGGUACUUCCUGAAGACUGUUCCCAGUUGAAUUACUUGGUUUCUUUGUCUAAUUACUUUGGUAAGGAUGCGAGUCAGGAUGCAACCAAGGAGGCCCAACCCAAGAAGAAGAGAAAGCGUAGUAAAGUCGAUAAGUCGGUAAGUCAUGGUAACACACCAGCUCAACAAAGCAAUAAAGGCCAACGGAGUAACCCGAUCAGAAGCGAUCCAGUCAGGAGUGUUCAACAGACAAAUCAACCCACUCAACCCACUCAGCUUCCUCAAGCUACUCAUCCCCAACCUCAACCUCAAAACCAACAAAGUUCUUACCAAGAAAACAAGGCCUCUGUUACUCCAUAUUCCCAGACCUUCCUUCUUGACCAAAAUGCCCAGAUAAACUAUUUGGCCUUUCAAAUCUCUCAUUUGGCCGCUCAACUAAACUCGCUCGCCGGUCAAAUCAAUCAAGUCGCUCAAACGCUCAAUCAACCUUAUUAUGUUAAUUCUCGCAUGAGGACUCCAUUCAUCUGCAACACCAUUCAUCUGCAACACCAUUCAUCUACUCCUACCACUACUCCUACCACUACUCCUACCACUACUCCUACCACUACUCCUACCACUACUCCUACUACUACUCCUACUACUACUCCUACUACUACUCCUACUACUACUCCUACUACUACUCUCUUUUCAUUUGCUCCAGCAACUCUAUCAACCUCAUUUGCUCCAUCAACAUCUACUCCUCUAUUCCACAACCGAAUUUGA